CGUGGCCGGGGCUGAGGGAGCGCGAGCGGGCGAGUCGGGCUGAGGCGGCCCAGCGGGCGGGCGGGCAUCGCGCAGCGGCGGAGGCCCCGCGGGGCCCACGGUAGACUCUCUAAGGAUGAAUGGUUCCAAUGUGGCCAACACAACCCCCCCGGCGGCCCCCCCGGCGAAAUCCAAGGAGGACCAAGUCGUGAACGGCCACGAUGAGAAGGAGAGCAACCCCUUCGCGGAAUACAUGUGGAUGGAGAACGAGGAGGACUUCAACCGGCAGGUGGAGGAGGAGCUUCAGGAGCAGGACUUCCUGGACCGUUGCUUCCAGGAGAUGCUGGACGAAGAAGACCAGGACUGGUUCAUUCCAUCCCGCGACCUGCCUCAAGGCAUCGGGCAGCUCCAGCAGCAGCUGAACGGACUCUCGGUCAGCGAGAACACCCACAGCCACAUCGCGGAGGACAUUUUGAGCAAAAGCACCUUAAAUCCGGACGCCAAGGAGUUUGUUCCUGGAGUGAAGUACUGAGUCCUCCGGCCCCCUUCCUAAAGACUUUUUUUCUGCGUGGGUGGGUGUGGGAAUGGGGUGGGGGGAGCGGGGCCCAUCAGCACUGGUGGGAAAAAGACUCUUUGCCGGCCAACCGGAGGCCUCCUAAGCUACUUUCAUCCCUCUUGUCGUCUUGCUGCGUUGGGACAUUUGGCAACCAAGUGGGGAGAGAAGCCGCGCUCGCCGUGGGAAGGCGCCAAAGGGCACCUCCGGACGGGGGUCCCCGCCCCCCUCUGCUUUCUGUUAAAACAGUCUCCAGCCUAGCCUGACCACCAGCAGCGUUUUCUGCGCGUCCCCGUGCCCCCUCCCCUUGGUUUUAGCGGCUCCCCCAGGCGGGAUUUGGGACCUCGGUCGCGGGGUAGGCGAAGGUGCCCCCCCCCUCCUCGGUGGACGUUUGCAAGCACAGCGGGCACGCAGGUUUCGGCCGCCGGGCGUUUCUGCUUCUCCAGCUUUAGGGGCAGCCCCUUCCUCUGUUUUGCUUUUGCCCAGGGAGGGCGGGUGGGAGGCUUCGAUGGGAACUGGGGCCAGCCCCUUGUGGCGGUGUGUUUUGGGACAGGAAGGCUGGGUGUCUGUGGGCUCGGAUGGAUGUUCCCUCCGUCCGGUGGCCGACCACUGGGGGUUCUCCUUUGGAGGGGAAGAGGGAGGUGGUGGGUUUUUCGAGGAGCUGAUACGUUAAGGGGUGCUGGGCGUUGGGAGAAGACGUUGGGUGUAGCCCCCGCUGCCAUUUCCUAUCCUUAAUGCCUCUUCUAAAAUUCCCUCUUCUGAUCAGAGCAAUUCCUAAAACAAGAGUGUCCAAUCUUGGCAAUUUGAAGACCUGUGGACUUCAACUCCCAGAAUUCCCCAGCCAGCAAAAGCUGGCUGGGGAAUUCUGGGAGUUGAAGUCCACAAGUCUUCAAACUUUGCCUAAGUUGGGCAUCCUAAAAGGAUGGCUGGGAGCUACUGAUGGUUUCUCCACCAGAGACGCCCUCCUGCUUUCCAUGCUGGGCAUCUAGAAUCCCCAUCCUUUGCAGCCAUCCCCAGUGGAGCCCACCCAUGCCCACUACCACUUUCUCCCGUGAAAAGGAAACCUGGCGCCCAUCCAAUGGGCACAAGACUCCCCAAGGCCCAGACCUGGAGGGGGGAGGAAGCAAGGGGCCGCUGCCUUCCAUACUCUUCGAGCAAAGCUUAACUCCUAUGAUCUCCCACCCAAACGGUCCCUCUCCGGAAAGCUGCUCAGUGGAAAUGAAGAAGGCGUCCCCCUUGAGGUAGCUUUGGCAGAAGGAGAAGCCCUGCAGGCUGAACGCCCCACCAGGCAAGGAAGUCCAGAGGUCCUUUAUGACAAGCAGGAAAGCUCCCUCAACCCACAGAGCUUGGGGCGACCCUUAAAUUCCACCUCCGGCCAGGUUGUGAAGACACCUAAGAGAUUUUUCCUUCUGCUUGUCAACAGAAAAAUCGGCCUCCUCUUUGGGAUAAUCCAGGGCUCUCCAAACUUGGCCACUUGAAGGCUUGUGGACUUUGACUCCCAGAAUUCCCCAGCCUGCAUAUGCUGGCUGGGGAAUUCUGGGAGUUGAAGUCCACAAUUCUUAAACGUUUGCCCCUGAUAAUCUAAAUGGCCAUCCACUCCAAGCUAAGGACCUCUUCGUCGGAGAUAACCUCCUUGUCAGGAUGGCGGGCGAGACCUCCUCCUCCUCCUUUGCUUAAUAACAUGGCUCCUCUCCCCCACCUCCCAAGUCAGGGGGGGCUAUGACCCUUUUAUAACCUAUGGUUCAACUCCCAGAAUUCCUGAGGCUCAGGAAUUCUGGGAGUUGAAGUCCACAAGCCGUAACAGGGCUGUAGUGCCCAUCUCUGCCCUAAAACUUGGCUGAAGCCAGCCUUCCUCCAUCUGCUCCCUUCCCAACAGCUCAUCCUUCCCUACCACUGUGGCCCCUGGCAUGAUGGGGCUUGUAGUUCAGGUCCUGCAGAAAAUCCUGGCAGGGCUUCUUUCCUGCAGCGCCUGUGCCAUCGGGUUUAGCUUGGUGCUGCUCUGAAGGGACCCAGCCUGCCCCUCCCCUCCCUCCCUCCCUCUCUUCCUUCCAUCCAUCUUCUCCUUUUCCUUCCUUCCUGGACACGGCUGCUUGCAAGCAGAGUUGGGCCAACAUCAGGAUCCCCUUCCCAGGCAAAGUUGACAUAGGAAGCGACGGGUGUUGCAAACAGGAGCAAAAAAAAAAAAAAAAAAGGCUCCAGAUUCCCCCUUCCCCCUGGGGUUGUUUUUUGGGGGGGGAGAUCAGGAAUGGCUGGGGAUUCUGGCUUUUAAGCUUUGGGUGGGGCAGAGGCGCUUAUAUAUUUUCCUGCCUUGGCUGGUUUGAUGAGAAGCGAGGGGCAGGAUGGUGCAAGGCCCCCCACUUCCCUCCGAUUUCCUCCCAAGGAAGCCUUUGCAACGAUGCGCUGCCCAUUUUUACAGGAAUGCAUUCUUCAAUAAACCGAUUUUGAGCUGGG
This is a messenger RNA of Pantherophis guttatus, 2983 nucleotides long. It is a transcript of the gene PAIP2B, whose product is annotated as poly(A) binding protein interacting protein 2B. Lineage: Eukaryota; Metazoa; Chordata; Lepidosauria; Squamata; Colubridae. The record is from RefSeq and is a predicted model, not a curated record. Gene Ontology annotation, cellular component: cytoplasm. Gene Ontology annotation, biological process: negative regulation of translational initiation. Gene Ontology annotation, molecular function: mRNA regulatory element binding translation repressor activity.